AUGACCUCAGAGCCCCUGACGGAAGUAGGUAAAUCCGAGUCUCUCCCCAUUCCCACCUCAUCCUCCACGCCAUUCAUCGGAGCUCCAUACAUCAUGGCAACUAAAAAGAUUGAGCAAUGGGAGAUUGAGCGAUAUUGGGAGAUCUUUGCCUCACUAUCAAAUGGCCAAAAACACCUCAACAGCUCCCAGGCCGCCUCCGUGCUGAGAAACAGCCGGCUGCGCGAUGACCAGCUCGAGAAGGUCUGGGACAUUGCCGAUGUCGACGGAGAUGGGGAGCUGGAUUUCGAGGAGUUCUGUGUUGCGAUGCGCCUAGUCUUCGACCUGGUCAACGGCGAACUACAGGAGGUCCCAAAUGUUCUGCCAGAUUGGCUAGUCCCAGAGUCCAAAUCACAUCUCGUCCAUGCGACCCGCGCACUAAGCGGUGGACAAGAGCGGUUCGAGCGGAUAGAAGACGAGGACGACUCGCUCAGUCUGAAGGACGGCUUUGAUUGGUAUAUGAAGCCCGACGACAAGAACAAGUACACCGAGAUAUACGACGCCAACCGGAACGCUCGCGGGCAAGUAGAAUUCCAACAAUUACAACCACUCUACGAAUCGCUCGACGUCCCCGACACCGAUAUCCGCUCGGCCUGGAACCUUGUCAACCCCUCCGCAUCACCCGCAAUCAACAAAGAUGCAACACUCGCCUUCCUGCACAUCCUGAACUUCCGCCACGAGGGUUUCCGCAUCCCACGCACCAUCCCCGCAUCGCUGCGGGCCUCAUUCGAGCACAACCAGAUCGACUACCAAGUCGACAAGGCCCGACCCGCACAGCGCUACGGCGUAGAUGGCGAUACGGAAACACGGACAGGUCGCAAAGCCAAGUUCGGCGAUACCUACCUCGGCCGUCUGGGCGUUGGUGGCAAGGGCUCGUAUCAGCCUAAGGGGACGGAUUUCAGCGACACGAUCCAGGAUGAGGAGUGGGAGAAGGUGCGGCUGCGCCGCGAGCUCGCGGAGUUGGAGAAGAAGCUGAGUUCCGCCAAAAAGGCCUCCGACUCUAGGCGGGAUGGGCCGCGCAAUGAUGGCCGGCCCAACUGGGUUCUGAUUAAGAAGGAGGCCCUCUCACUCUUGGAGUAUAAGGAGCGGGAGCUACGUGAAUUGCGUGAAGGUACUGGCCGUGCUAAGGACGGUCAGGAUUUGGAGCGACUUCGGGAGGAUGUCAAGGCUGUUGGGGAGCAGGUGGAAGGGCUGAAGAGCCAUAUGGCCCAACGGCAUGAUGUCCUUUCGGACCUUCGCAGCCAAAUUGAGGACGAGAAAGCUCGGCGGUGA
This is a messenger RNA of Penicillium egyptiacum, 1308 nucleotides long. The record is from the annotation of a GenBank genome assembly. NCBI's taxonomy places the organism in Eukaryota, Fungi, Ascomycota, Eurotiomycetes, Eurotiales, Aspergillaceae.